AGUGGAGUCUUGUCCUUGUCCGGUCCCUGUGGUAGGUAGUGGUACCAAUUUGGAUCGCAUUUCGGCGAUGGCGGCGGGGGGGCAGGGGAUGGAUCCGGCGGUGGUGGACGACGUAAUCGGGAGGCUGGUGGAGGUGCGGUCUGGCAGGACCGGCAAGCAGGCCCAGCUGUCCGAGUCGGAGAUCCGCCAGCUCUGCCUCGCCUCCCGCGACAUCUUCCUCGCCCAGCCCAACCUCCUCGAGCUCCAGGCCCCCCUCAAGAUCUGCGGUGAUAUUCAUGGCCAGUACAGUGACCUGUUAAGGUUGUUCGAAUAUGGGGGUUUCCCACCUGAAGCCAAUUAUUUGUUCUUAGGCGAUUAUGUAGAUCGGGGAAAGCAAAGCUUAGAAACAAUAUGUCUACUUCUUGCAUACAAAAUCAAGUACCCAGAGAACUUUUUCCUUUUGAGGGGAAAUCAUGAAUGUGCUUCAAUAAAUAGAAUAUAUGGAUUUUAUGAUGAAUGUAAGCGGCGAUUUAAUGUGAAACUGUGGAAAAUCUUCACCGAUUGCUUUAACUGUCUCCCUGUUGCUGCCCUAAUUGACGAUAAAAUCCUAUGCAUGCAUGGCGGCCUUUCUCCUGAUUUAUCUAACUUGGAUCAAAUAAAGACUUUGACUAGACCAACUGAUGUACCGGACACGGGUUUAUUAUGCGAUUUGCUUUGGUCAGAUCCUGGUAGAGACAUUCAUGGUUGGGGAAUGAAUGAUAGAGGAGUUUCUUACACUUUCGGCGCAGAUAAAGUCUCCGAAUUUCUGUCAAAGCAUGAUCUUGAUCUUGUUUGUCGCGCACACCAGGUUGUGGAGGAUGGUUAUGAAUUUUUUGCUGAUAGGCAACUAGUAACAAUAUUUUCAGCUCCUAAUUACUGUGGUGAAUUUGAUAAUGCCGGUGCAAUGAUGAGUGUUGACGAAACUUUGAUGUGCUCUUUCCAAAUUCUCAAGCCUGCCGAGAAGAAGCCAAAAUUUGGCAUGUCAACAAGAAUAUGACAGUGAAGGCACCUGAUUUUGUAUUGCCGAACUGAAGGCAGUAAAGAUGUGAGAGCAAGACAGAGUUGAUGCAGUUCUCGAGCUUGCCUCCUUCUAUUGAGCAGAAUCAAACUACUGCUGACCUCAAACUCCAGCUCCAAAUCCUGGAUCCAAGCUGGAUUUACUAAUUAUCUUAGCGGCAAGAUCUCCUGAACAGUAUGAUCCUAUUAAAAAACUCAAUAUGCAUGUUAGUGUUCACAGAAGUUUUGCAAUGUUGGAGUAUGCUGCUUGAGAUGAUUUUGUUCUAGAACAAAACCAAGGUCAAGGUGGCCUUUUCUGAGCAAAAUGCGAGGUAUUCAUGAACAGUUGGUUCUUUCACAACCCUAGGUGAAACAUGUGGCGUUAAACAGACAACAUGUAUUAGUAGAAAUUUAUUUUAAUUGAUAAAAGUACACAGAUGUUAUUUUGACCACAUAACACCACGGUUGUUUGAUUUCAGAAAUCAACUGUCAGAAUCAACCAUUCCUGUCAAAAAGUUAAAAAAUGUUAUGUCUGGUAAUUUACAUAAAAUUUAGAGAGUUAUCAUAAUCAAAUGGUCAGGUCAAAAGCUACUGAAGUGCAGGUAACCAUUUCGAAAUGCUCUAUGAUUCAGGUAUGUUCUGUACCUUUUUUGUGACUAUUAUGAUUUAGCUAAGGAUAGUACCUUGUAACAGCAAACUUCAAUUACAAUAGUGACUCACAAGACUAGAAGAAAAUUUUUACCAUUUUAGACACCACAUAAUAAUCACAUAAGGCAUGAUUUUACUGCUUCCAAAUCUUGCAUUUUUCUCAUCCUUUCUCCAGUUUUUGCGCGCCUUUCUGAAAGAAAAUUUUCUUUUGUCAGGCUGCUAUAUAAUUUUACACCCGAAGACAACAUGCAUGCAGAGGUUUGCGAACUGCAGAAUUUUACAUCAAAUGAGGUGUCAUCAGCGAACGAAGUAAUUUCGCUUCGGCGACCCUAAAGGGAUAUCGAGAGCAAUUCAUUUUCGGAUAGCAAAUGAUUUAGUUUUUCUUUUUCCCUUUUGCUUUUUCGAACUGUGCUGCAGCCUGCAUGUGUAUAUACUUAUCCUGUGCAUUUUGUUUCGUUGGAGUAAUGCUGCAACCUCAUAAAUGUUUCUGAAAAUACAGUUGAUAAGUCAACUUUCCAUAUUCGUAAGCUCA
This is a messenger RNA of Ananas comosus (pineapple), 2194 nucleotides long. RefSeq names its product serine/threonine-protein phosphatase PP1-like. The record is from RefSeq and is a predicted model, not a curated record. The coding region runs from base 68 to 1015 and encodes 315 amino acids. Gene Ontology annotation, molecular function: protein serine/threonine phosphatase activity. Gene Ontology annotation, cellular component: cytoplasm; nucleus. The transcript is spliced from 4 exons. Lineage: Eukaryota; Viridiplantae; Streptophyta; Magnoliopsida; Poales; Bromeliaceae.